Molecule: messenger RNA, 1556 nt
Organism: Siniperca chuatsi (mandarin fish)
Lineage: Eukaryota; Metazoa; Chordata; Actinopteri; Centrarchiformes; Sinipercidae
Gene: ttc29
Product: tetratricopeptide repeat domain 29
Molecular function (GO): protein binding
Source: RefSeq, a predicted model, not a curated record
GCAGUGUCGUAAGGAAAUAGCAGGAAACUUUGAUCAUCCUACUGGAGCAGAAGUUUGACGACUGAAGAUGAACGCAGCGGUAACACAGCGGCACACCGGGCCUUUUCUACCGGAAAUUACCACCAACAGCAAAAAACGGAGGAAAAGUACUCAGUACAGGAUGAAGCAGGAGAAGCGGUCUCUCCAAACUGGAUCGGUAUCGGAUAAAUCGGCUCAGAUCCUCUCCAAGGCAGAGAUUGCACUGUUCAGAAACAGCCUAAAGCAGAACAUCUGCGUGGAGAUGCUUCAAGAAGGCUAUCACAGGUCGUUCUCGGAGCUCUUCUUCCUGCUGAGCACUGAUCAGGAUCGGAGGGCGGCGGCUGAACCAGGUUCUGCUGUCAGGCUUCAGGCUCCGCUGGACGAACAAUGGGACAAACUGGAGACCCUGAGACUGCACCUGAGCCGGGCUGAGCAGGCUGAAAGGACCGGUUCCUGGUCGGUGGUGUGUGAGCAGCGUCUGUUUUUGGGCCUGUACUUCUCGGCUCCGGAGGAUCUCUGGCUCAGUUUGCACUUCUACCACAGCUGCGUAGACAGAAAGCAAGGGGGCUGCUCGAGACCGGCCACCGAGGCCCGGGCAUGCUUGGCUGAGCUCUACCUGCAACGAGGUGAGCUGGAGCAGGCGAGGCAGCAGGCGGAGCUGUGCAUCAAGCAGACAGAGGACGGCAGCUGGUUGGACUCAGCCGGUCGCCCCCUGAGGCUCCGGGCCCGCCAAGCGCUGUGGAAGAUCUACAGCCGGCUGGCCGACGCUCUGCUGGACACCGCAGACUACAACGAGGCCCUGACGCUGCUCCACAAGGGCUACAGCAUGGCUACUGAGUCUGAAGACAAACAGAUCGAAGGGCAGGCCUCCCAUCGGCUAGGACUGGCCUAUCAGAGUGCAGGAGACCAUGACACAGCCAAACAGUUCUUCAACAUUUGCAUGCAGAUUUGCGGCACACUGCAGGAUGCAGACGGACUGGGAAAGGCCUACAAGGCUAUGGCCAAGUCUAUAGAUGGUGAGGGAAACACACAUGAGACAGUCCAGUGUCUGGAGAAGUUAGUCGACAUCUCUCGUAGCAACGGACUGCAACACAACCUGGCAGACGCCUACCUGUGUCUGGGAAAUAUCUACUAUACGAUGAGUCAGUAUGAGAGAGCUUGUGAAUGCUUCCUGCAGGGUUACGAAGUUGCCUGUAACCUGGUGGAUGUGGCUCUGCUGCAGAAAGCACAGGUGUUGGUGGCCAGUGCUCGCGCUCACUCGCUGAUCAGGAAAUACAGCGCUGACGUGGAGUCGGCCACGCCCACCGCCCUGCGACGCCUGGUGGCCUGGAAAGAGACCAGAGGACGUCAGGCUCUCAGCACAGACUCCACAGAUAAUGCUGCCACUGCCUGGUACUAACUCUUUAUCGGAUAAUGAGACUGGUGAACACUACUGGUCUUUAAAAAGGAUAGACUGGAGUAGGGAAUGUAGGGAAACACACCUUCAACACAAAGGGUUUCAUACAUUGUUCUCAUUAGCAUUAAAUAAACAUAAAAAG